Molecule: messenger RNA, 2391 nt
Organism: Balaenoptera musculus (blue whale)
Lineage: Eukaryota; Metazoa; Chordata; Mammalia; Artiodactyla; Balaenopteridae
Gene: ANKRD16
Product: ankyrin repeat domain 16
Exons: 7
Coding region: 46-1125 (359 amino acids)
Molecular function (GO): protein binding
Source: RefSeq, a predicted model, not a curated record
GGGCCCCUGGGGGGCGGGGGCGGGCCGGGAGCGGAGCCAGGGGCCAUGGCAGCGCCCGCGGACCCAAGGCGGCUGUGCCGGCUGGUGCAGGAAGGCCGGCUGUGUGCCCUGCGGGAGGAGCUGCGGGCUGCGGGGCGCGCCGGCUGCGCGGGGCCGGCCAGGGACACCCUCUUGCAUUGCGCCGCGCGCCACGGCCGCCGGGAAAUCCUGGCCUAUCUGGUCGAGGCCUGGGACCUGGACAUCGAGGCCGCCAACCGAGACUACAAGCGGCCUCUGCACGAGGCUGCCUCCAUGGGCCACCGGGACUGCGUGCGGUACCUGCUGGGCCGAGGGGCCGCGGUCGACUGCCUGAAGAAGGCCGACUGGACUCCUCUGAUGAUGGCUUGCACAAGGAGGAAUCUUGAGGUGGUCCAGGACCUCGUGGAGCACGGCGCCAAUCCACUCCUGAAGAACAAAGACGGCUGGAACAGUUUCCACAUUGCCAGCCGAGAAGGCGACCCUCUGAUCCUCCAGUACCUGCUCGCUGUUUGCCCAGCUGCCUGGAAGACAGACAGCAAGAUCGGGAGAACCCCGCUGCACACAGCAGCAAUGCAUGGCUGUUCAGAGGCAGUAGAGAUGCUUCUUCAGAGGUGCCAGUAUGAACCGGACUGCAGAGACAAGUGUGGCCUCACACCCUUCAUGGACGCCAUUCAGUGUGGACACAUCGACGUAGCCAGGCUGCUCCUUGAAAAACACAAGGCUUGCGUUUCUGCUGAGGACUCCCUGGGGGCCCAGGCCAUCCACCGGGCAGCAGUCACUGGGCAGGAUGAGGCCAUCCAAUUCCUGGUCUCUGAGCUUGGCAUCAACGUAGAUGUGCGAGCAGCCUCCACCCACCUCACAGCACUUCACUACGCAGCUAAGGAAGGACACGUAAGCACAAUCCAGACACUCUUAUCCUUGGGUGCCGACAUCAACGCCAAGGACGAAAGAAAUCGAUCAGCUGCAGUUACCAUUUCCUGUUGCUCCAGAGAUGUCUUCGUGUCCCUGCCUUUGCGUCUGAGGAUGGCCUGUUACGUGCAUCCCUACUUGCAGGUGGGACAGAAAGACCGGUCUGGGGCUGCCCUUCUCCCCUCAACACACAUGUGAAGCAGCUUUUUCUUUGCAGUGACUGCACACAGGUGUGUUCCCACCCGAGCUGUGCCUCUGCCUUACACACUCGCCGUGAUGAUGGUCCGUCGGGUUAUGCUUGGUUCUCCAGUACACGGCUCUCCAUUGAAAACACCCUUGUAGCUUGGACAGGGCUGCUGGAUGCUGCUGCCAAAGCUACUCGAGAGCCAGAGAGGGCAGUGAUGAUAGUAACAUUCACUGUGGCAAACACAGUGGUGAUGAUAUAAUUACAACCUAUUACCGCAGUAGUAAUAUAUUGAGAAUGCUAAUGACAAUGGUGGUGAUCAUUAGUAUUAUUCCCUCACUUCCUAAUUAUAGGUACUUUUCUCACUUCCUUUGGGUCUUUACUUAAAAGUGGGGCCCUUCCUUGGCCACCAGAUCUAGAAUUUCGUUCCCUCCUUCAACAUUUUAUAUCUUCUUCCCUUAGUUCAUGUUUUCUCCAUAGCAUUUACCACUGUGGAAUAUACCAUCUGUCUUGAGUUAUUUAUUUUCUCUGUUGUCUGUCUCCCCCACGAGAAUGUAAGCUCCUUGGCCAGGGUUUUUGUGUGUCUUGCUCACUCACUAUAUCUACAGGGCCCAGAACAAUGCCUGGCACAUGGUAAGGGUGUAGAUCAUGAGAUAGCCAACGAGUGAACGAUAACUUCUGUUUCUUGAGCACUUACUGUGUCCGGGAUGCUGUGCUGAGUGCCUUUCCUGGCCAGUCUCGUUCCAUCCCUGGCUCUUACGAGGGGCAGCCCCUCCUGAUUAUCCUCCAUCUCAAGCAUCCUUUCUCAUCCCGACCUCCUUAGAGAAGAGCCUGUGCUUGGUUCCCGGUUCGUGGGCACUGCCGGCCCCUGCCGCCCGGCUUCCUCACUGCUGCUCCUAGGUCACCGGGACCCAGUUGCCAAAUCAAGUGACGUGCCUUUAGCCCUCAUGUUUCUGAUCCUUUCAGUUCAAUUAUCAAUCAAUCACUCCCACCUUCCGGAAGCUCGUUUCUUGUCACCUCUGACAACACGCUUCUGGGUUUUCCUUUCUGAGCUUCCUUUUCCGUCUCUGUCAUGAGCGUCUCUGUCAGGGCCUAUCCCAUACACGCUUCUGUCCCCACUCAGCACUGUCCCUGUGCCGAGUGUGCCUCCACCCGCCUCAUCCACUCUCAUCUCACUGCCCCCUGACCGCUGAGCCCCUCCAGCCCUGACCCUCUGCUUCCAGCUGUACGUUUUUGCAUGGAUGUCCCAAGGCUGCCCCACACUCAACUCGCUCAAAACC